Molecule: messenger RNA, 3113 nt
Organism: Papaver somniferum (opium poppy)
Lineage: Eukaryota; Viridiplantae; Streptophyta; Magnoliopsida; Ranunculales; Papaveraceae
Product: regulator of MON1-CCZ1 complex-like
Exons: 15
Coding region: 498-2795 (765 amino acids)
Biological process (GO): regulation of autophagy
Cellular component (GO): Mon1-Ccz1 complex; lysosomal membrane; late endosome membrane
Source: RefSeq, a predicted model, not a curated record
GCUGCACCUGCACCUUAACAAGGUUGAUCUCAAGUAUUUCGUCAACAUUUUGAAGACCGAAGACAGUUUGGUAGAGCCGUGAAGCGAAAUUUCUUCUCCUUUUCAUCUAUUUUUUCUUGGUUCUUAUUCGCUUCUUCUACUUCUUCCCCUAAUCGAAUAUCUUAACAAAUUAUCAAUGAUUUGAAUUUCAAAGUUGUUGGGAGAUGAAAGAGAAAAGUACUACUUCCCCACUCAAACGCAUUUUGGUGAAGUGUGCAUCUCAGGCAAAAGCAUAUGGCAGCUGUGUUGCAGAAAAGGUUCCACAGGUUGACCAUAAUAUGUGCUCAAAGGAAUUUCUUGCACUAAAAGCAUGCAUGCAGAGCGUGGUUCGAGGAAAGGCUUAAAGUUGAAACUGUAUUUCGUCAAUCUACAGAUUAGGAGAAGCUCACAGGCAGCAGGAUUUGGGAUUGGCCAGAAAUAGUGUUACGUGGUUAAGUUGUUUAAAAUAGGACUAUAACAUGUUUGGAAAAGCACCAAGGGUGCUACCUAGUGUAGGCUUAAGUGGAUCUGGUGCUCUGUCACAUGUUUACAUUCAACACCCUCCCUUGAGAUGCUGGGUUCCUGGGUCAGUGGGUCUAUUCUUCGAUGAUGCGAAUAAAUUAGUACUGUCCCCGACAGCUGGCCAGGUUUUUGGAUGGAAAACCAAUUCAUUUGCUCAGCAAAGCACUCCCACCUCUGAUUCUGUAGGGGAAGGACCUGUUCUUUCUAUUCGGUAUUCUUUAGAUGGGAAGGUAAUAGCAAUACAAAGGUCAAAUAUUGAGAUCGAGUUCAGAAAUAGAGAGAGCGGGGAGGCUUUUGUUCAAAAAUGUAAAUCAGAAUCUGAGAGCAUAUUGGGAUUCUUUUGGACAGAUUGUCCAACAUGUGAUUUAAUUAUCAUUAAAACUUGUGGAUUGGAUUUGUGCACUUAUGAACCUGGGUUAAAAGCACUACGUUUGGUGGACACGAGGAAACUAAACGUGAACUGGUAUGUUUAUACACACGAAAGUCGGAUGAUUCUGCUUGCAUCCGGGAUGCAAAGCAAUACUUUCACCGCAUUUCAGUUUUCCUCUGGAGGAGUCGUUCGCUUGCCACGGUUUGAGAUGGCAAUGACUAAAGCAGAAGCUAACCAAAAACCCGUUCUGUAUGAAGAAGAUCUGCAUAUAAUUACUGUCUAUGGUAGGAUAUACUGCUUGCAAGUUGAUAGGGUUGCAAUGCUGCUCCAUUUUCAUAGGUUUUAUCGUGAUGCUGUCAUGCAACAGGGUUCCUUUCCAAUUUAUUCUAGCAAGAUUGCAGUCAAUGUGGUUGAUAAUGUUAUUCUUGUCCAUCAAGUGGAUGCGAAAGUUGUCAUAAUGUAUGACAUAAUUUCAGAUUCUCACGUUCCGAUCUCUGCUCCCCUUCCUCUUCUACUGAGGCGUUUGCCUAGGGUUAAUGGUUCUUCCUCUGGGUUUAGUAAUAUAGACGCUGUUAAUUUGGAGACAGAUGAAAUCUGUGAUCACGAAGAUGUCAUAUACGGAGAUGGUUGGACUUUUCUAAUUCCCGACCUUAUUUGUGAUGCCGCUCAUGGUACUUUGUGGAGGAUUCAUUUGGAUCUAGAGGCAAUCGCUGCCAGUAGCUCUGAAGUCUCUUCUGUUCUAGAAUUUCUGCAGCGUCGCAAGUUGGAAUCCAUUAAGGCUAAGCAAUUGUGUCUGUCAAUAAUGCGCACUCAAAUUCUAGAACGACAACCUGUGCCAGUGGUUUCUAGGGCGAUAGACACGCUUGUCAUGUCAUACUUGCACUCGGUGAAGAUGGGAAUUUCCAUUCAGGGUAGACUUGUGGGAGGUGAAAAGACUGUAACUUCUGAUAACCAGCAUUUUGAUGAUUCUAGGUUUCUGAUUAAUGUACCAACAAGUAGUGCAGAUAUACACAGAAAUUCAAUUAAGCAUGGAGCUUUGAGUGGAGGAGAACGUGAAUACCGACAAUCCAUUAGUGGAGAUGUACAGACAGAAUCUACUGGUCUUACCGCAGGUUCCACGGGGAGUAUUCGAUCAGCAAUAGGUUCUGAUGCUGAGGAGAACAUGAACCUGGAAUUACUUGGAUCUGGUUCUGGUGAUUCGCAUACAGCUGCCGACAUUGAGCAACCUCUACAGCCACAAGGGUCUGGAGCAGGCGAAAACCGAUCUGAGUCUGACAUUCCUGGGCAACGAGAGCUACAGGUUGCAUCAGCUGCAAUCUCACCUGAUGAAAUGUAUCAAUUUAUAUUUGCUCCAGUCGAGGAAGAGAUGUCAGGGGACCCUGCUUACUUAGUUGCCAUCAUUGUUGAGUAUUUGCGUAGUGCUGCGUCAGAAAAACUUAAAGUGCAUCCAAAUCUUAAUAUGAUGACUAUACAAUUGCUUGCACGAAGUGAACGCUUUGCAGAGCUUUGGAUGUUUGUCUUGAACAAGAUUGUUGAACCCUCAAAGGAAGUUGCAUUACAGCUCUUAGAGUCGGGACGUCAGAAUUUUAUGACAAGAAAGCUGGGUAUGGAUAUGUUAAGGAAGUUAAUGUUACAUCAUGACUAUGUUCUCCUACUAGUACAAGAUGGCUAUUAUAUUGAAGCUCUUCGCUACGCACGGAAGAACAAGGUCAUUUCAAUUCGCCCUUCAGUGUUUCUUGAGGCUGCAGUCUCUUCCAAUAACUCACAGCAUUUAGCAGCAGUAUUAAGAUUCUUCAUGGAUUCCAAUCCCACCUUUAAGAACUCUACAGACUACAGCAUGUACCGCCGUAUUCUGAAUGAAAUGAGCGCAGUCGCAGCUGCCUGAUUCUCAUGUAUAGGAAGACCUUCAGAUGACAGGCCCGGCCCUGCGUGGUACAAGCACCCAGCGCACUUUUUCUUACUUGUGAAGGCCAAAAUACGGAUUCCUUUCAUGAAUCAUGUAUGACUCUAGUUAGAAACUUAGAAUGAAAGAUAUAGUAUUUUUUUUCUUGAUGAGAGUUCUUCAAAUUGGAAGAGUGGGGUAGUUGUAUUUUCAGUUGCAUUAUUUUCAAUGACUUUGGCUUUUAUUAUUUUGAGAACCUCUUCUGUAAUUUACAACAUCUGGAAGUGGCAUUUAUCAAUUUCAGAGCUCAUUUCUUCUGUC